Messenger RNA from Vicugna pacos (alpaca), 1171 nucleotides. NCBI's taxonomy places the organism in Eukaryota, Metazoa, Chordata, Mammalia, Artiodactyla, Camelidae. The record is from RefSeq and is a predicted model, not a curated record.
CUCUUCCGACUGCUGCAUCAUCAGCAUCUCCCGCUAAGCCGGUCAGGACUGGGGGAGGAGGUGGAGGGAGGGAGGGAGUCAGCCUCAGAGAAGAAGGCGGGCAGCGAACGACACCCCCUCCCCGCACCUCCUGGCUCUCCACUCGGAACGAUCUGGGCAGUUCAGCCGGGGCGCUUCGGGUGACCUUGGGGAGACCCCUCUGCGCGACCUCUCUGAGGAGGGCUGCACAGUUUCUGCCCAUCCUAGGCGCUCGGGGGCGCUCCUCUGGCUGGAGUUGAUGCGCGGGACUUGGGAGGAGAGGAGCGCUCCUGGCGCAGGGGCCGGAGCAGCGGGCGCACGGCGGCCUUUUGGAGACGCCGGGAACAACCAUGCUCCGAGUCUCCCCGGAGCUGCCGGGCGCUGUCAGCUGGAUCCCGCGGGAGGCGGGUCUGCACGCAGGAGCGCUUGCCCUGGGGACCUUUCCCGCCCCGGCAGGAGCGCUCCCGCCGCCCAGCCACUGCCUGAGGGGACCAAGCGCCACCACGCGAGGGGGCGGCGCCCCCGUGCCGAGAGCCAGGCUGGGCGCCGGGGCUGUAUGGUGCCGGUUGUGGCUCCCACUGCCCGGCAUCGCAUCCCCCGGCAGACGGCGGCCCAGAGCCCAGAACCAGCCCAGGAGCCCCCUACCCGCCCCAAGAUCCGGCCACGGCGGCCCCAGCCAACAACCUGCCAAUGCACCCCUUACCCUGGCAUCGCCUCCGGAAGAACGCCCCCACCCCAGCCCGACUCCUCGGCCCUGAGCUCCUGGUACCCGCCUUUCCAGUUUCCCCUUAACCCUCAAUUAUCUUCUGCCGACCGCCCUUCCCCAAAGCGCCCAGCAAACCCCUGGCCAGACCCUCGGAGGCUGGGACAACCUCCCCGCCGCGAUCCUUAUCCCUACUCUGUCAAGCCGCAGAGCGCAGGGAGGCAGGCGGCGCCGCCGGGGAACUCACCCGCUCUCCCGAGCCCUGCCCCGGGCGGCUCCCGGCCCUGGCUCCGUCUGUCUGUCCCUGAGCCGCAGCUGCCGGUGCGGCGACAGAAGCCUGCUCUGCUCCGCCGCGAGCCUCCGCACCGCCCCUCGGCUCCUCCCCCAAGGCGGGGCCUGAGCUCGAGGGAAGGGGGUGCGCACGCUCGACUAGACCUGGCGAGCGACUGA